Messenger RNA from Fusarium venenatum, 963 nucleotides. RefSeq names its product concanavalin A-like lectin/glucanase domain-containing protein. Lineage: Eukaryota; Fungi; Ascomycota; Sordariomycetes; Hypocreales; Nectriaceae. Gene Ontology annotation, molecular function: cellulase activity. Gene Ontology annotation, biological process: polysaccharide catabolic process. The record is from RefSeq and is a predicted model, not a curated record.
AUGGUUAGCCUUGUACCCUACUUGCCGCGGUGGAAGCGGCAAGUGAUUGCCCUCAUAUUUACCACCACGCUGUUCCAAAUUGGCGUUUUAGCUCGGUCACCGGAGGGCGCCACUACUCUCUGCGGGAAAAUGACACUCGAAGACAAAUCACGCCAUCUCGCAUAUGCUGUCAAUGCAUGGAACCCAACCUCGAAGGGGUUUCAAUGCAUGACGGUUAAUCAAGAUGACACGAAUGUGUGGUUCAACGCUCCCUGGUUGUGGGAGGGCGAUAAGGACAAUGUGCACUCGUACCCACAUGUCAAAUUCCAAUCAUCAAAGCUGCCAAUACCUUUGGCAGAAAUUACCUCAAUGCGCCUGACGGGGAGUUGGACCAUGACAGAGGGAUUCUUGGAGACAGAGACACCAAAUUUCAGUAGUCGCGAGUGGGACGAAAACAAAUCUUCACUGGAUAACCUUGGAAUCAAAGCCAAUGCCGCCUUUGAUAUGUUUCUGGACGCCGACUCGACGAACUCGACCGACUCCGUCUCGGCGGGUAUUGAGCUCAUGAUAUGGAUUGGUAGUGUCGGUGACCCCUGGCCACUCAAAACUAAGACGCUAGGGACGCAGAAACUCGGCGAUAGAGAGUUUACUCUCUACUAUGGCAAAAACCAGCGAGCCAACCAUGUCUUCACCUGGGUCCCGGAUGAAGACGUAGACGAUAUAACGGAAUUCGAUGAAGAUGUUUCACCACUUCUCGAAUAUGUCUGGCGCAAUGGCUUGAUUGCAAACUCGACAUACUUAGGCAUAGUUGAGUUCGGCUCAGAGACCUGGCAGUCAUCAACCAACGUGACGUUUUCAGCCGCAAGUUACAGCCUGACUAUCAACGCCACGGGGGCUUCCUCGGGGUCUAAAAUUUCACCGUUGCCACCAGGUUGCUGCGAUCUAGACUCGAGCGGAUGGUGUCCACAGAGACUUUACGACUAA